Penicillium bovifimosum is the source of this 1104-nucleotide messenger RNA. Its product is annotated as protein MEMO1. Bases 1 to 1104 code for a protein of 367 amino acids. The transcript is spliced from 3 exons. NCBI's taxonomy places the organism in Eukaryota, Fungi, Ascomycota, Eurotiomycetes, Eurotiales, Aspergillaceae. The record is from RefSeq and is a predicted model, not a curated record.
AUGACAACUCGAGAAGCCUCUCACUCUGGGUCUUGGUACUCAAGCGAUGCCCACAAACUAUCUAGGCAGCUAGAUGGCUGGCUGGGGGAGGUGCCAGACACCAUGGACAAGGUCGGCUCGCUGCCAGCUCCAGGAGCCAGAGUGGUUAUUGCACCACAUGCGGGUUAUGCAUACUCGGGCCCCUGUGCAGCCUAUGCAUACAAGGCGCUGGACCUCUCCAAAGCAAAGCGAAUCUUCAUUCUAGGGCCCUCACAUCAUGUCGCGCUCUCCACAUUAGCUCUUCCAUCACUGACUUCCUACCGUACCCCUCUAUCCGAUGAACCCCUUCCACUAGACACCGAACUUAUUUCCCAGCUCUCGGAGAAACAGGCAGUGAAACCUGACGGGUCAAAAAUCUCCUUCAAAGUGAUGUCCCGUUCGGUAGAUGAGGACGAGCACAGCAUCGAGAUGCACCUGCCCUACAUCCACCGCUUGCUUCAACUCCAAUAUCCAGAUGCCCCUGCGUCCGAGUACCCACGCCUAGUACCAAUAAUGGUCGGGAAUACCUCUAAGACAACAGAACAGGCAUUCGGGGCCCUCUUAGCCCCCUACCUGGCGGACCCCGUCAACGCGUUCGUCAUAAGUUCGGAUUUCUGCCACUGGGGUACCCGAUUCGGCUACACAUACUAUGUUCCACAAGCUCCCAAGCCAGGACCAGAGCUCCCACUGUCUGACGAUGAGCUUCCACAACCCGGAGUGGACUCAAGCAGUGUUAGUCAGGCCAUCGAGAUGGUAUCGGCGGGUCGUUCCUUGCGGGACCGCGAUCGCCUUUCCAGCCAAGAACCUGCCAUUCAUGAAAGCAUCUCGGCAUUUGAUAUGGCGACCAUGGCUGCCAUCACGACUGGGUCUUCGAAGUCAUUCCUUGAUGUCAUCGAGCGCACGGGUAAUACUGUAUGCGGACGCCAUCCUAUUGGGGUCAUUAUGGCAGCCUUGGAGAUCGUCACAGCAAGUCGAGCAGCUGACGAGCAAGGACGAUUCUACUUCCUGCGGUACGAGCGUAGCUCGGAUGCUACACGGGUAAGCGAUAGCUCGGUGAGCUAUGUCUCUGCAUUUGCUGUUCUCUAA